CAGGCUGGCGCAUUCACGUCGCGAACAUUUUGUGGAACGGAUUAGUGGCUAGCGUUCCGUGAAAACCAGGCUUCACAUUGGCAAAGAGUUGGCCAAGUUUAUGCAAUAGAUAUAAAGAACUUGUUUCUAUUUACAUAAGCGAACUGCAUCGACACGAGGGUCAGCGUACUUAGUUCGCUCCAGGUUUUAGUGGUCUUCACCGUUUGCUCGGUUCGAUCGAAAGUGUUAGUAUGUGUGACAGGAGACAUGUUUUGGUUUUCGUUCUGGUGUCGGCGGCGUCUUUCGUCAGCGACUGCACUGCGAAGUUUGCACCGGACUACAUACAUCCGUGCAAUAACACAGAGCCAGCAUGUCUAAUAAAAGCGACUCAGGAUGCAAUACCACAGUUCACCAAGGGUCUACCGGAUUUAGGAGUGCCGCCACUGGAUCCCUUCGUCAUUGAUGAGCUGCCCAUACAACUGCCCGGUAUCAAGGUCACGUUUUACAACGGAAAAGCUACUGGUCUGAGAAAAUGUCAAGUUUUGAAUGUCGAGGCAUACUUAGAGAAGAAUAUAUUCAAUUUGGACGUGCGAUGCAAUAUAACUAUCAAGGGCAAAUACACAGCAGUAGGGAGGCUACUGCUUUUCCCGAUCAACGGUGAAGGUGACUCUAAAAUCAAAAUAGUCAACUCAAUCAUCAAACUGAACAUCAACACGAGGUACUUCAAGGACGCUGACGGUCGUGAUCACUUCGGGAUCAAGAACUAUAAGUACACGUUCGAUUACGGCGAGAGAAUCAUUUAUACGAUCAACAACCUCUUCAAAGGCAACCCUGAAUUAAGUAACACAGUAUUACAGUUCCUGAAUGAAAAUUGGCGGAUAGUCACAGAAGAAUUUGGGCAACCCGUGGUCGACUAUGCUUUGAAUGUUACCGUCACUACAGCCAAAAAAUUCUUCGACGCCGUACCUUAUGACGAAUUGCUAUAUGUGCCUAUACCUAAAUAUUAAAACGAGCUUAAAUUAUUAGACUUAUUACUCUACAAAAUCUUUAAAGAUAUUGUAUGUUUUUCUUAGUGAAAUUUGAGAAAAUGGAAACUUGCUUUCGAUUAUGCGAAACGUAUUUACUUAUAAGUAAGGAGCCUGAAUUGCUUAGGUAUUUGUUAUUUAUAUGUCCGUAUUCUAAGGGGUCAAGGUACUCAGAUUAACGAACCAUUUUUUCUUGAAUCAAAAUGUAAUUGAUAUAUACUCGCUAUCUACGUGACAAAAAAUUUAGCUUUGAAAUAACUUAUUAUUAGCAGCAAUUUAUUCAAUUAACUAAAUCACGGGUUACUCACGUGAAGAUACUGAGAAAAUCUCUACUAGUUUCAACUUAAUCUUGCAAUUUAUAAAAUGUGCAUAAUACUAUCAAAAACUAACAAUCCAGUUUACUAUAAU
This is a messenger RNA of Spodoptera litura, 1412 nucleotides long. Its product is annotated as circadian clock-controlled protein daywake. Gene Ontology annotation, biological process: multicellular organismal reproductive process. Lineage: Eukaryota; Metazoa; Arthropoda; Insecta; Lepidoptera; Noctuidae. The record is from RefSeq and is a predicted model, not a curated record.